CUCAACCAUAUCCAGCAGCCAUGACCUUCAACGGCACUUGGAAAAUAGACCGAAGUGAAAAUUAUGAGAGAUUCAUGGAGCAAAUGGGUAUCAACAUGGUCAAGAGGAAGCUGGCCGCACACGAUAACCUCAAAAUCAAUCUUGAACAAACUGGAAACAAGUUUGUCGUGAAGGAGACCAGUGCAUUCCGGACACUGGAUAUAGAAUUUACUCUGGGAGUCACAUUUGAAUAUGCCCUUGCAGACGGGACAAUGCUAUCAGGUACAUGGACCAUGGAAAGUGACAUACUGAAAGGCACAUUUACCAGAAAGGACAAUGGAAAGGUGCUGAACACUACCCGAACCAUCGUUGGAGACGAACUUAUACAGAGCUACAGCUACGAUGGCGUGGAAGCCAAGAGAAUUUUCAAGAGGGUUUAGAGGAUACUGGUCAAACAACC
Molecule: messenger RNA, 439 nt
Organism: Esox lucius (northern pike)
Lineage: Eukaryota; Metazoa; Chordata; Actinopteri; Esociformes; Esocidae
Gene: fabp2
Product: fatty acid binding protein 2, intestinal
Exons: 4
Coding region: 21-419 (132 amino acids)
Biological process (GO): fatty acid transport
Cellular component (GO): nucleus; cytosol
Molecular function (GO): fatty acid binding
Source: RefSeq, a predicted model, not a curated record